AUGUCCGAGGAUCAUAAUAGUGAGAAGCAGGAGACUGCCACCGUGGAGAUGCUGCGUCGGAUGCAGACGGCGGAUAGUGUUUUGCUUCCCAUUCCACGCGAUGCAUUUGAGAAAUUGUAUCUCAGUCCCAAAUUGCCAACUGCAGGGAACUUGCGUCGGACAUUUGGUAACCCAACACCGAUCUCGUUGAUGGGUUUCUUGCUUGCUGCGACUCCAGGCGCAAUGCAGACAAUGGGCUGGCGAGGCUCUGGUGGUAAUGGUGGUGCUAUAUUGCCUGUUUUCAUCUUCUUUGGUGGAAUAGUGCAGAUUUUCGGUGGAAUUGGCGAGUGGAUUAUUGGAAAUACCUUUUCGUGCGCUCUUUUCUUCACAUAUGGUACUUUCUGGAUCGUUCAAGGUACAACUCAGAUGCCGUUCUUUGGUGUAGGAACCAAUUAUUCGACUACUGGGAAUACACUUGAAGGAUCUCAGACACCUGAAUUUGCCGCUACCAUUGGCCUAUACUUUGUCAUUCUAUCCGUUCUUACCUUCGUCUACCUCAUCUGUUCGAUCCGUACAAACGUUUGCCUCUUCCUCGCCUUGUUCCUCCUUGUUAUCACAUUUGCCUUGACUGCUGCUACAUAUUUCCAAAUGGCGCUGGGCAAUGUUGCUGCGGCUGCGAAGUUGCAAAUGACGGCCGGGGCUUUCAAUUUCGCGCUCUGCCUACCCAUCUGGCAUAUAUUUAUUGCACAGAUUCUAGAGGCUGUCGACUUCCCCUUUGCACUCCCAGUGGGUGACUUGAGUACCGUCAUCCUGGGCAGAAGCCAGAGAGCUCGGAGACGUGAAGCGGAAACUUAG
Messenger RNA from Penicillium odoratum, 834 nucleotides. Its product is annotated as putative plasma membrane ammonium transporter (Ato3). The transcript has 4 exons. The record is from RefSeq and is a predicted model, not a curated record. NCBI's taxonomy places the organism in Eukaryota, Fungi, Ascomycota, Eurotiomycetes, Eurotiales, Aspergillaceae. Gene Ontology annotation, cellular component: plasma membrane. Bases 1 to 834 code for a protein of 277 amino acids. Gene Ontology annotation, molecular function: acetate transmembrane transporter activity.